This is a messenger RNA of Sabethes cyaneus, 3876 nucleotides long. RefSeq lists its product as uncharacterized. Gene Ontology annotation, molecular function: zinc ion binding. Lineage: Eukaryota; Metazoa; Arthropoda; Insecta; Diptera; Culicidae. Gene Ontology annotation, cellular component: nucleus. The record is from RefSeq and is a predicted model, not a curated record. The transcript has 3 exons. The coding region runs from base 521 to 3106 and encodes 861 amino acids. Gene Ontology annotation, biological process: negative regulation of meiotic nuclear division; regulation of mitotic nuclear division.
GAAUUGCCGUCGUCUGCGUCUCCGUCACUCGUCAGGUAGUUGGAGCUGGAUACAGAUGAAUGAAUAUCGCGUUUUGUGACCGCAAUCGAAGAAAAAACGCCACUAAGAACAGUUCGGUCUGAGAUACAUACUGGGAAGCUUAUGUGGUGAUUCCUGUCUUUUUUUUUUAUAUAUUGAGAGCUUCCCAAGAAAUUAAGUACGAUUUGAAGUGCGUCUUUCGAAAGGUAUCACAUAGUGCUGGUUAGUUAAUCUGGCGAAGGCAGCGAUAUUCAAAAGUCGUGGCAAAUUUUCGGAAGUUUUCCCUCGCCUGAAAAAGCAGCAAAAUAGCAUUGCGUGUGUGUGACUUGCUCUUAUGCCGUCCUUGAUUUUUUCGUGUUUGCUGUUUGUUUGUAGUGUAUCGUGAAUAUUACUGAACUUUUAAUGUGAUUCAAAUUCAGCUACUACGUAAAAUUUGUAUUAUGCAAAUAUACAAUUGAGGCUCUUGCAUGCUAGUGUCCGUUGUGAAACGAAAAGAAACAAAAUGGAUGAGGUACAACAGCUGCAGUGCUCUACCCAUCACCAAUACAGUGGUGACGACUCUGCUAGCAAUAACAACAAACCGGUGAGAGAUCAGAUUAUGCAGAACGGUAGUUUUCAUGAUGGCAGUGGACACUCCGUUGAAAGUGGCUACAAUUCGUACCAAUCGUUCGGUGCUUCCUCUUCGGUUGCUCGUUCGGUAUUGGCCACAAUCGAGGAAGAUAAUGAAAUAGAUUGCAGCUUUGACGAAUUACGUUCGUCGGAAACUCCGCUCAGGACAAAUAAUAGUAUUUUGACUCCUACCACUGCGGCCAGUAUUGAACAAAUAUCAAACUUCCAUCUGACAACACCAAAUAGUGCGAUCAAGAGGCCACUGGAAACACGUGUGGUGCUUGCUCGUAAACCGACGUGCCAGAACCUGUUUGUCCAACGCACUCCAGAGAAAAUGAACAAAGAAAAUGAUUAUUAUGAUCAAAUGGGAACGCCAGUUCGAUCCGGAAGAAAAUGUGCAUUAGGAAACGUAACUCCACGUAAAAAUAAUACUUCUGCUAAACGAAAACUGUCAAGCUUCCGGGAGAAGUUAUACUCGGAUGGAGACGGCACUGACCUGCGAUCUCAGGUACAGUUGAAUGAUUCCUUGAAAUUGGAUUGCAAGCAGCUGGAGCAAGAAGACAUUUCCCCAAUUUUCCAUUCGAAGCGUCGUAGGAAUUCUGUGAUUGAUGAUCUUAUGCGAUCCAGUACACCGAAAACAGCGAGUUUCGAGAAAAGUUCUUUCGAUGCAGAAGCCCGUGAAAAUGUUGAUUACAAUGCACUUCAGCUUAAAAAAGUCGAUGGAUCUAUGCGUAAACCGCUAACUCUGCGCAAGUUCCAAAGCUUUAGCCCAAGCAAGAUGCACAGUUAUCGCAUGCGUGGUACGGUUUUGCAGGAACAAUCGAUAAACACCAAUCGCAGGGCUCCUCUUCGGAGGCAGAAUGCUUUAGAGGAAAAGUCUCCUCGGCGAAUUGUAACUCCUUCUACCAUUACUAUGGAAAAAUCAUCUCUAAAACCUGUGGAUCAAAAAUCGGAGCCAGCAAAAAAUGUUGAUAUAGUUCCCGUAAAAGCAGGCAGUAUUAGUGCCUUGCUAGAUGCUCCACUGUUGCCAUUGCAGUCAGAUUCCAAUGAUCCUUUGAAGGAAACGGAUUUGGAUCAGGAGAUAACGCAGCUUCCAUCGUUUGAUGACUUCAGCUUUACACCCAGUAAAACGAGCUGGUCAGCCGCGACUCUGUCGCAUGACUCGGUACUGCGUGAUGCACCGGUACGAAGACCCGUGAGCACGAUUACGUCGAUUUUAGACAACGAAUCUGCUUUUGUCGACUCUCUAAGCAUUCCCAUAACACCCAUCUCGAUAAGUAAAGGUACCAAACUGAAACGUUUGUCAUCACGCAGCCUAUCGUCCACUAAAAAAGCAAAAUCUCCCGGUAAAUCAACAUCUCCUAAGCUACGUUCAACACCUGUUAUCCCAGGAACUUACCGCCGUUCCUACGAGGGCGUUGAAAGACUCAAUAUAUUGAAACGUUUAAACGAACAGAACAAGGACGCCUUAGAGAUUCUUCUAGACUACCUCGGCGAUAACGAUCUGGUUCAAGUGGUAGCCGUUUCACGGGGUUGGCGCUCCAUAAUCGAGUCACAUCCCCGCGUUAGUCGUCGAUUACAACGCUUUCUGGCUCGCGAGUCACACUCCAAAGAGAAUCUUGAUCGAACAACUGGCUUAGCGGAAAUAACUCCAGUGGAUUGCAGUUUACUGAUGCUGAGAAAGGUGCCUAGCUGUGAUAAGGGAAAGGAACUGAAACAUUCCGCGCAGGCAGUACCAACGCUACACCGCCAACCGUUCAGUUUGUGCAACUCUAUCGACGGCAACAGUUCAGCGAUAGAGCAGAGACGCACUAGCUCGGUACAGAAAUCGCCACCGGUUAGUCCGUCGAAGAGGAAGUUUCGGGAAAAUCAGAAGAUCGCCUCCCACCUAAAAAAAUCGGAAAGACUGAAAUCUUGCCCACGCUGUGAGAAACCGAGUCGCGUGGUGUUAUCCAAAUCCAGACUGGCACUGGCUACUGCGAACUUCAGUCCGGGCAAAGCGACAAAGGUGCUGGAAAAGUCCUACACGCAACCCGAGGCUAGUGACAGUAACGUGAGCAACGUUAGUCCAGUGUCACCGAGCAAAUCCGACCGCAUACGGCGGAAUCUAUUCUCAACCAGUUUGCUUUCGCGCGCCAGUUCCGUGGAUGCUCGCUCGACCCCGGUCGUAAGGGGUAACUCUAUACGCAGACGUAAUUCUGCGGAUAGCGGUUCAAAUUUGUCCGCAUCUUUGCUGGAGCGUAAAAUGGUCAGGAACGGAAGCCAUCAGAAACGUUCGGAUGGUUCGCAGUGUGAUUACGCUGUCUGUAGUGGUAAGAGUUGUGGGUUCGUCUUUUGUAUCAAAUGUCUGUGUGAGUACCAUCCGGACUCCGUGUGUAAGGAUUUAGCGCCGAACUCGCCAAGCAAAGAAGAUGAACCGGCGCACAAUGUUGCAUGUAGUAAGCAAAGUCGCCGUUCGCUGCUAAGACUGUGCAAGUAGAUAUUCGAUGUACCUUUGUUCGUCGUUUCAGGGAUAGGUUAUGAAUUGCUAAAUGGUAUUCUGAUUGUUUUUAGACAGUUAUUUAUUGCUAUUAGGAAUGUAAGUUUUCACGUUUCAGUUCCCAGUUGGUAAUGCGUAUUUUUUAUAUUUCUGUAUACCUUUUAUUUUAAUGUGUUUUUUCAUAUCAAUGACACGCAGUUGUAUUGAUUUUCAUUUUAUCGCAAAACUUUUUCUCUACUUAUGAAAAAACUAAAAGUAAUAUAUGUCAUUUCGUUUUUUCCGCAUGCUAGUAGUUUUAUUUAAGGACUUCCACUAUCCCAGUAUGGUUUGAACAAAAGACUUAUAGGUUUACGAAUGGCUUAGUUCAAAGCUCUAUUGAACAAAUCUUGCGAAUUCAUUGGAAAUAAAAAGUAACACUCUCUUGUCUAGAUAGCUUUAGUAAUAGUUUCGAAAACAUAUCUUUAGCAUAAAAAUAGACUGUAUUGAAAAGACAAUCGAAUCAUGCGAUUUCCUAGGAAAGAUUCACAAUCGUGCGCCGAGUUUUAAGACAAUAAAUGACAAGAGAUGCGAAUAGAAUCAUUCUCAAAACUACCUCGUAAAUUAACUACCGGCGCGAGUGACUUUAAUUCGAAUUGUGAGAGACAUGAAUGCAUUUUAGAAUUACUACAUCACUUCUUCACGAUUGAAAGCUGAUUUGAUGAAAGCACAUUUUUUGUCGGUCCUAAAUAGUUCAGGUAGAUUACGCCGUUCUGUUGAUGUAUGGCUCAAUU